This is a messenger RNA of Sungouiella intermedia, 1428 nucleotides long. NCBI's taxonomy places the organism in Eukaryota, Fungi, Ascomycota, Pichiomycetes, Serinales, Metschnikowiaceae. The record is from the annotation of a GenBank genome assembly.
AUGUCACAGUUUCUGACUGAUUACGAGAAGGCCACCGACGAACACUUUGAAGAAGUGCCCGUUGGUUUGGAUGAAGCUCACAAAGCUUACCUUGUCGAAAGACAUGGAACUUAUAAUUUGGAUCCAAUUCCUUCUAGUGACCCUAAUGACCCCUUGAAUUGGCCUAACAAGAAAAAGUAUGUUCAUAUUGCCUUGAUCUCCUUCCAGAUUAUGACGUGCACCUUUGUGGCUGCUGGACUCACUCAGGUGUAUAUCAAGUUUGCCGAAGACUAUGGUGUUUCCAUGAACGAGGCGUCAUAUACAACUUCUGUGCAAAUCGUGAUUAUGGGUGUUCUCCCAAUCAUUUUUGUUCCAUUGAUGAACACAUACGGCAGAAACAAGUUUCUUGCUGUCUCGACUUUGAUCAAUUUUGGCUUGAGUAUUGCCGGUGCUUACUGUAAAACAUACAGCCAGCAAAUCGCAACAAGAUGUUUGGUGGGUGUGUUUAACUCUUUUGCAGUUGCUACAGGGUCUAGUAUUGUUCGAGACUUGACAUUUGCUCAUCAAAGAGGAACCUUCAACGGUAUUUGGUCCACUUGCUUAGUGGUAGGAACUCCUUUGGGUCCCUUCAUCACUGGAUUUAUUGUCCAACAUACUGAUGACUACAAAUGGGUCUUCUUCAUGUUUGCCAUCAUGUACUUUCUUCAGUUCAUUUCGUGGUGUAUUGUGGAUGAAACAGUGUACUUCCCUGGCCAAGCAGCACCCAAAUGGACAAUUCCAGCACACCCAUUCGACUAUAAGUUGUGGCUCAAUCCUUUGAAACCUAUCAAGAACAUAAACAUCACUUUGGUAUGUUUCACCAUCAUGCUCGGUUUUGCUUAUGCUAAUAUUGCGUUCAUUGUUGAGCUUCCCAUCAUAUUCGAGCCACUUUUUGGAUUGACACCUCAACAAUUAAGUUUGCAAUACAUUGCACUUAUUAUUGGAUCAUUCAUCGGAGAAGGCCUUGCAGGACCUCUUUCUGAUUGGUGGAUGGCUAUGCUGUUAAAGAGAAGAGGAGUCAAGGUCAUUUAUGAUCGGUUGUGGAUCAUCUACCCAGGUGUGAUUUUGGUAAUGAUUGGUUUGAUUGUGUUUGGAGUAUGUUUGGACAAGGUGAAGGGCAAUAAGUAUAUCAUUUCACCAAUCAUCGGAGCAGCUAUCGGUGCAGCUGGCCAGAACAUGAUAUCUACUGUUGGAACCGCAUUUGCAAUUGACAAUGACCCCAAGCAUGCGGCUGAUGUCGGAUUGUAUGUCAACUUGUUCAGACAAGUUUACGGUUUUGUUGGACCAUUUUACUUCCCAAUCUUGUUUGAAAACUUGGGAUACACAAACGGAGCAGGUCUUCUUUGUGGAUUAGUUGCUCUCGGAGGAGCAUUUACUGUGGUGGUACAUUUGAGAGGACGUAGGACAUAA